Molecule: messenger RNA, 337 nt
Organism: Manduca sexta (tobacco hornworm)
Lineage: Eukaryota; Metazoa; Arthropoda; Insecta; Lepidoptera; Sphingidae
Product: phosphatidylinositol 4-phosphate 5-kinase type-1 alpha-like
Source: RefSeq, a predicted model, not a curated record
CAACCCAGUUACUAUGAGUGGUCGUGUCAGACGGAUGCUUUGGACGAGCAUUUUUCGCGUAAACUAAAUUGAUUUCUUUUAAUUAAAUUACAGUGAAUAGUUGUGUUAACGAUGUGUGUGUGAUGUGUGAAAUGAGAAUUAUUAUUGUGAAUAGAAAAACACAUAAGACUUAAAAAAGGGGAUGUAAAGUGAAACAAAAAUGGCUUCAGGAGACACUGAUCAUAUAGAAAUAAUGGAAAGUGGUGUGUCGAAGAAGACGGAUAACGCAACGGGACCUGGCUCGGAGGACGACGAUCGCGACAAGAGCUCAAUAGCUGAAAAAAAUGCUCCGUACGAC